Messenger RNA from Cucurbitaria berberidis CBS 394.84, 1077 nucleotides. Its product is annotated as Di-copper centre-containing protein. The transcript has 2 exons. The record is from RefSeq and is a predicted model, not a curated record. Bases 1 to 1077 code for a protein of 358 amino acids. Lineage: Eukaryota; Fungi; Ascomycota; Dothideomycetes; Pleosporales; Cucurbitariaceae. Gene Ontology annotation, molecular function: oxidoreductase activity.
AUGCGUACCUCCGUUUUAUCAGCCAGCUUGGCUGUUGUAGCUAGCGUUGCCGCUCUCCCCCAAGAACUCCCUGGCAUCAAAAUCGUUCUCCCGCUCCCGCUGAACAUCUUCGCCGAAACCCCUAAACUCGUCACACCCGUACCCUUCGACGUUGCCGUAGAGAAGUUCAAGGCUUGGAACGCUUCCGUCACCAUCGGCGAUGCUCAGAAACGCGACAAUGGCGAGUCGCUUCUCUCCACUCGUGCCACGUGCGGCAACAUUCGUGUCCGCAAGGAAUGGGACUCGUGCAGCGACAACGAAAGGCAGGCAUUCAUCAACGGCAUCAAGUGCCUGAUGAGCCGCGGCCCCUCCGGCCAAUUCUCACAGUCUAAGAGCCGAUACGAGGAUCUGGUCGCGCUACACCAGACGCUCACGCCCAAUGUUCACGGAAACGACAAGUUCCUUCUGUGGCACAGAUACUACACCUGGACCUUUGAGGAUAUGAUGCGCACCGAGUGCGGCUUCAAUGGCGCCCUACCGUGGUUCGACGAGACCAGGUAUGCCGGAAGGUUCGAUCAGUCCUCCAUCUUCUCGGAGCGUUGGUUCGGAUCCAUCAAUGUUGGCGGCAACUGUGUAACGAACGGCCAAUUUGCCAACCUCGCCAUCAACGUCGGUCCCGGCUCAGGCAAUCAGCUGCAUUGUCUCGCCCGUAACAACGACGGCUCCAAGACUGCCAACUGCAACCAGGCCUACGUCGACCAGUGCAACGCUUUCGGUGACUACCACGGCAUGGCUGAAUGUGCUGAGGGAGGCCCCCACGCUUGGGGACAUAACGGCAUUGGUGCUGUCAUGCAGGAUACCUUUGGUUCGCCCGCCGACCCCACCUUUUGGCUGCACCACACCUUUGUUGACCGCAACUUCCGCAUCUGGCAAAACCGUGACGGUGGUCGCGUCAACUCCAUCAGUGGCACAGAUAAGGCAGGCAACAGGCUCACGCUCGAUACCACUAUCAACGUCUACGAUAUGAGGCGCACUGUCCGCAUUAGGGAUGUUUUGGAUACCACUGCGGAGACGCUGUGCUACAAGUACAACUACUAG